AUACCACCAGGUUCCUCUUCCUGUCUUCAGUAUGGACACAGUUCUCCAGCAGCAGCAGCGGCAGCAGCGGUAGUAGCAGUAGUAGAGGUGGGCUGAGAUCACAGCUCUGCUGCAGCAGGGUGUGUGUAGAUCUUCAGAGAUGAUGGAGUCUCUGAGCUGCCGGACGGUGAAGGUGAUCGUGUUGGGAGACUCGGGCGUGGGGAAGACCUGCCUCACCCACCGCUUCUGCACAGGAACCUUCCCCGGAAAAACCGAGGCCACCAUCGGCGUGGACUUCAGAGAGAGGGUGGUGGAGGUGGAGGGAGAAAAGCUGAAGCUGCAGUUAUGGGACACAGCAGGUCAGGAGCGUUUCCGUAAGAGCAUGGUCCAGCACUAUUACCGUGAUGUUCAUGCCAUCGUCUUCGUCUACGACGUCACCAACACGACAUCAUUCCGCAGUCUGCCCGUGUGGAUGGAGGAGUGUCGGCAGCACUCGCUUGGUCAGGACGUACCCAGAGUCCUCGUCGGCAACAAGGUGGACCUGGCCACUUCUGUGGCCUCCUCCACCACCCUGGAGCAGGCCAGGCGCUUGGCUGACGUCCACGGCAUGCCUUUCUACGUGUGCUCGGCUAAAGGGGACGAUAAAAAGCAGGUGGACACCAUCUUCAUGACCCUGGCUCAGCGGCUGAAGAGACAGGGAGGGUUGAGAAGGAAAGGUCCUUCAGUGUCUGGAAGCUUUAAAUUACCUGCGAAAGUCAAGGUGGAGAAGGAGAAGCAGGAGAAAUGGGCCUGCACCUGCUGAUGAUGGAAGGAUGAAGAGAGAGAGAGAAACUGGAGAUGUGUGAGCUCACGGGCAUGAUCUUACACGUGACUAGUGCCAAGAGAAAAUCACAACUUAUUGGCUGAAGUGAUUGAUGGAGUCUUAUGUGCAAUAAUUGAGCCCAUAACUUGUUUAUAUGAGCUUUUUACUACAGUGGCAGCCUGACGGGCAUUACUAGCUGUACUUGGACUGAACCUGCCUUAGAAAUACAGGGGUGUGUACUGUUCUAUGUUGUGAAUUGUGAAGAAAGUUGCCUUUCCAGGUGUUAUGCCAAAUUUUGUUUCUUCCUCCCAGAGUGUAACAAAUUAAGGGUUAAUCUACAGUUACAGUAGAUACAGUAGACAUGAGUCCACGCAAUCGGUCUAGGUACUGUUCCAUGACCUGUGUGUGCAUGUGAAUGUAAGUCGGACUUCAGGCAACACACUGGUUCUUUAUCUUCUUCUGUUGUUUAGUGAGUGAUAAUAGCAUGUCUCAACUUCCUGUAAUUAUUAGAAAAUCGGAACCGUCUAAAAAAAAAGUGCUUUCACACUGACAAAAAACAGACAAACCAGAGCAUGGUCCAAUUUAUCUGGAUUGAUACCACCUCUUUUGGUCAGUCCCCAUUUUGGCACUUUUCACAGCUGCUUUUUUUGGUUCAGACCAAACUGGAAGGUCUGAAGGUGUGGACCAAACAGUUCUAGAGGCACCCAGGUACCCUGUACAUUUUAGGCUAUUAGGACCAAGACUGAAAUAAACUGAGGGGCAGUUUCUUAAACAGGGAUUAAGCCUAGUCCUAGACUAAAUGUUCCCUUCAAUGGGAAAUCUCCAUUCAAAAUGAUGUGUAGUACAGGACUAGUCUUAAUCCCUUUCUAGAAAACUGCCUCUCAGAGUUUCUUAGUUGUGGACUUAAUAACCUAAUAUACACAGGACAGUGUGCAUGUGUCCUGGUCCAGGGUUGAGAAACACUGUUGUAGCUAUAAUGGAAUCUGAACCAGUCAGAAUUAGGACAAAUCCUUUAUUAACUUAUAUUUGACUGAUUUGAGAUAAAGCUAGUUAGAUGUGCUAUCAAAGUGGCAGCCAUUUCCAUUGGGGAGUUACAGGAGACCUAAAGGACCUGCUGCUUAUGUUUUGGUGUCAGAUACUAAAGGACAAUUUCAUAUUGCUGAUAGCUGAUUUGCAAAUAUGUGGGUUUCUGCUAACUUUCUGGUAGUUUAAGGAGCUCAUCAGUAAGUAGGGAUCAGAUUGUGCGGUUAACUUGACUGGCCAGCCAAAAACAAUCCACCUUUUGGUCUUCUAAAAAAAAAAAAAAAACUGUAGAUCUACAGUAAUCAGUGUUUGGGCACAAACUUACAGCUUCUUUAAAAAUGGUUCAGCAUGGAACCAAAAGUAACUUUUUUAUGGUUUUGUGUAAGGAAAACUUUGUAGCACCUUUAUUUAUCACUGUUACUUUGGUUUAGCUGAAAUAUGUACUUAAUGGUUACUCACACUUCUUUUAAACUUGGGUUUGUUGUUUAACCAAAAGUGGUUCUUCUGUGAAAUCACUCAAAGAACCAUUUGGAGCACCUUUAUGUUAGAACAAAUGCUCUAAAUUUGGUUCAGUGGGUUGUCUAUGGGAGAUCUAGCUAUCUUUAUUAUUGAGGGGAUGAUGUUCAGAGGUCUUACAGGGCUGUUUUUCACAUUUCACCCCACAAAGACCUAAAGUGUGUUUGGGGCUCAACUCCUACAACUGAUCCCCAUAAAAAAAGAUCAACAAGAUCCCUUUAGAUUCCUUUAGCAAAGCUGUGAGUAACAGUGUGAUAAAUGUUUUCUUUGACUGUAUUUUGUUAAUGUGUGCUUUCCGUUUCAUUAAAAGUGUAUCUUUCAGACUGUAACUUGUUGUAGUAUUUGUUUUUAUGGCAGAACACUCAAAGCCUUGAACUUACACUGUAAAACUGUUAGUUCAGUGCUUUUCUAGGUGUGUUUUAAGUACGUUGUUUACUGUUAAACUGAGAAUAAAAGUAAUACCACUU
This is a messenger RNA of Astyanax mexicanus (Mexican tetra), 2787 nucleotides long. It is a transcript of the gene rab33bb, whose product is annotated as ras-related protein Rab-33B. Gene Ontology annotation, cellular component: endosome; Golgi apparatus. Gene Ontology annotation, molecular function: GTPase activity; GTP binding. NCBI's taxonomy places the organism in Eukaryota, Metazoa, Chordata, Actinopteri, Characiformes, Acestrorhamphidae. The record is from RefSeq and is a predicted model, not a curated record. Gene Ontology annotation, biological process: Rab protein signal transduction. The transcript has 2 exons. Bases 140 to 781 code for a protein of 213 amino acids.